GUAUCCGGGAAUAAUGCAGCCAUCAACCUGUUUGCCGGCUUAAUGUGAUGGGCGCUGUGCAGCGCUCUGCCAUUGCCUCGACAGCCUCAGCAAUAGCGUGAUCCCCCACACUAGCAGUCAUCUGGGCAAUGGGCGUGCGUUCCGGGGACGAACGCUCUGAUCAUCUUGGGAUGUCGUGAUUCAGGCUAGAGACACGGCAGGGAUAGCUCAGCACCGUACGAUGGGAACUGAGAUAGCUCUUCUUGGCUAUGCCGGCAUGACAAUGCCUAAGACGAAAGCAGAAAAUGCUUUCACGCGGUUUACAUGAGGUUUGUCAUAUCCAUGACGAAUACGAAUGAUUUAGUGCAGAGGGAAAGCAGCCGCGAGGCAGUCCCCAGGUACACAACAGACAGGCAGAGUAUCCGUAGUUGGACCCUGCGCCCUGGAGAGGAUCGUCGCCCAGAACCGGGAUAUUACCAGCUUUCAGGGUCGAUGAACCGUGCUGUGAGGAGUUCGUGGUCCGGCAAGGGUGGCAACUGGCAAGCCCUAGUUAGUGGCCUUGGGUGGGACAAGCUUCGCUGCAAGCUCUCGCCCUGGACCUGCCGUGCCUGGUUCCUGCGCGCUGGACUUGCCACUGCCAGGAACAGGCUAACCGGUCUGAGAACGGGAAUCCUCGCCGUCUGUAGUGUUUCUCGUGCAUGUCGUAUACCAGUCAUACGGCAGUCGCGGGCUCCACGCGGCGUCGGGAUUCAACUUGCAGGGCAGAUGCAGGGAACAGAGUUCAAUAAAGAUGAACAAGAAUCGUCGAAGAAUAACACCAUCCGCGCUGCCAAGGCGCUUGCCAGGCGAGGCCCCUCCGAUCGGAGGGCUAAACCAGCACUAACGCGGGGACCAGCGAGUGCCAAGGGCAGGGUUGUAUAACGACAUGCUUGGCAUCAUGGUGACAUCGCCCGCGACGCAAGGCUCAGGAUCCUGUCCACCACGAUCGACUGCCUCGGAUAGCGUCAUUCUGUACUCCUCAUUCUUGGCUUGUUGAUCGCCCGCUCAUUACUCAAAUUUGUCAUGGUGUGAGCUGCCCACGAACCGGUUUGGCAGCCACAUCCAACGAGCAUCCCUUCAUUUGAGUUGCCUCUCGUGUC
Aspergillus versicolor CBS 583.65 is the source of this 1118-nucleotide messenger RNA. RefSeq lists its product as uncharacterized. The record is from RefSeq and is a predicted model, not a curated record. The transcript has a single exon. The coding region runs from base 304 to 900 and encodes 198 amino acids. NCBI's taxonomy places the organism in Eukaryota, Fungi, Ascomycota, Eurotiomycetes, Eurotiales, Aspergillaceae.